AUUUCAAUAUUGAAAACUCAGUAUACAUUCUUUCUUGCAUGAGUGGAUCAAGAAACUUCGAUGGCUAGAGGAUCCAAGAAAUGUAGGCAAACCAAUAGCUCAUGUGGAGUCUACUGAAAUGCAUCCGAACUUGAAGCCUGCCGUUGGAGUGAAAGAUUCUGUUCCUAAUAAACCAGGAGGAAUGAAGAAUUUACAAACAUUCAAAUCAGACUGGGAUUCUACUAGUUUGAGACCCAAUAAUGCGGCUGGUCAAAGAGCUGAGCAUUUGGAAGUCAAUAAAUGUCCGUCGGUAUCACAAUCAGUGACCACAGACCAGUCAGCAUGCACAGAACUGAGGCAGAGGGCCCUAGUAGAUAAAGACCAGUUGAAUAUUGGAGCCCUGUCUCUGUCAGAAAAUGCUGUACUCCGUGGCCUGCGUGAAUCACAGCUGCCAGAGAACAAAAGCAGCAAAGAAGCAGACCUAGACUUAGAAAUGGCAUCUAAGAAAGUGCAAGAAGGACGUAAUGGAAGUGAAAACAACCAGUCACAGGAUAAAUAUGUUUUACAAGCAUGUACUGUGAAAGGAAAGAAAUCUGAAGGUCAAAUCAGGCAGAUCAAUCUUUCACCUGUGCAUCUGCAAAAAAUGCCUGGAGAACCAGGAAUGAAUAAGGAACAGGACAGAAAGGACGUACCUGUAUCUUCAAAACGUUCUUGUGUGGAGAAGCAUGAGGACAUGUGGGUCAAAAAAGGCAAAUUACACUGGAAAAUUAAUACAAAAUUUAUCACAAAGAAGUUAAAUCAGAAAGUCAGUAAAAUCCGUGAAAAAUGCAAAAUUACUGUUCAUCGUAAGACAGAGUCACUACAUGGCAACUCUGAACUACAUGGUGACUUAAAGGAACUACCUUCCAGUGUGACAAAGAAUAUAUGUGAUUCUGAGGAACAAGGUGCACCUGGAGCCUCCAUCUCUGUAGGAUUCCAGGCGUUCCCUCAACACGAAGAGCCCACUGUUGAAAGUGUUUCCCCAUCUUACUCCAAGGCUGAUUCAGGAAAGUAUGGCUGCCAGUCAUCUUCAAAACUUUAUUUAAAUGAAAAUAAGUUAACUGAAAAUGACACACCAGACACUGAACAUGUUUGUGACAAAAAUGAGGAGGGUUUCUUUACUGAUAGAGAAAAUGAAGUAAGGAACCGAGCUCGGCUGCUGCUGAAAGAAAACCAAGAAAUUGAUACAAAAAGAAAACAAAAAAGGAGCCGAAAUACUCCCUGGAAAUCAGAGAUCAGACAUACACCUCUGGUUAAAAUAGACGAGAACAGGAACAAAAGUGGUGAACUGGAAGGAUCAGAAACCAUGUGUGAUGGCAACUGUUAUAAAGGACAAACUCAGCAGAGGAAGAGGGGAGAAACUGAUGACCAGCAGUUACCUGCUCUGCAGAAAGAAAUUUCUGAUAGGUCUUCAAAGAAAACAUCUGCUAAAAAGGACAAGGUCAAAGAGCAGGUGAAUUCUGUGGGUGACCUCGAUGACUUAACUCUGUCACCGGAAACAGCUUCUGAGGACUGCGAGUCGCCUUACCCUAAUUAUAAGAACACCCUGAGGCUAAUCGAACGACUUGGCCUGGAGGGGAAAGAUUAUGCUACCUUACUGAAAAUUCAGAAUGCAGUUCAUUCAUUCAGAAGCUUAAUAGAAUGUAAAGAAUCUGACUGUGAACUACUUAGAGGAAAAGUUAAAAAAAUGGAAAAUAAGGUUAACAAGCUACAAAAAGAGCUUUUGGAAACAAGACAAAUGAAUUCACAGUUAGAACGUCAAAAUGUGGCUUGGGAACGAGAGCUCUGCAGUAUGAGGGAGAAACAAUACAAUGAACAGGUUUUCCAGAAACAGCAACUUGAAAGCACUCUCCAACCACUAGAAUUUGAACUGAAGAGCAUAAGGAAUAAACCGAGUCAGGACACAAUGAAUUUUGAGGUGUCUGACCCAAAAGAUAACGGCGAGGUGCUUCCUCCGCAACUUCCUGAAGCUGAAAGUCAAUACCGUGGCCCAGAAAUUGAGCUACAUCCCAGGAGAGAUGCUCUUAGACCAGUGACGGUAUUAGAAUGUGUGCAUAGAGACCAAAGCCAAGCCCAGUGUUCAAAGAAGGAAAUUGAACACUUGUAUCGGCACAAACAAGGGAAAGUCAAUAAAUACGCUGCAAAGCAGGCAUUCUUGGAGGACAGAUUGUGUGAACUACAAAGUGAAAACAUGUUGCUUCGACAGCAACUGGAAGUUGCUCAAAAUGAAGCCAAAAGUAAAAAGACAAUUAAUAUCCCAGAGCCGUUUCCAGACCAUAUGAGUAAAGCCGCGCGUAAACAACUUCUGAUGCUGGAGGAAGGAAACAAGGAAUUAAUCAAUGACUGCAAAUGUGUAAAAGACAGAAUGUAUCAGUAUGAAACUGACAGAGCAGAAAUGCAAGCCUGUGUGAGACGGCUUCAACAAGAGCUGACUGACACCCGAAAGAAAGUGUUCAUGUUGGAAGCUUCCCUGGAGGUGACAACAGCACGUCAUCAGACUAAUGUCGAAAAUAAGACACAGGAUUUAGAGAGGAAAUUACAUCAAAUUGCAGACCAAAAUGCUGAUCUUACAGCAAAACUGCAAUCGACAACUUCAGCACUUCUCCAUCUGAGUGCAGAAACUCAGCUCCUUCUAAAAGAGUUAUUAUCUAUGAAAAGGAUGCAAAAGAAAUGUGAAACAUUAGAGGAGGAGAAAAAGAAGUUGGAAGAAGAAGUAGUAAACCUCAAACAUCACCUAGAAGAGAACACAGUGGAACGCAGUCAAGUGGAGCAGUACAAACAGGAGAUUGAAGAGCGAGCAAGACGUGAUGUAGCAGAAAAAUUGACAGAACUCAGUCAAGUCGUGCAGUGCAAGAGGGAGGCUGAAGAGCGAGCAAAACAGGAUGUGGCAGGAAUGUUGAAAGAACUCAGCCAGUUUUUACAGACACAAGCAGCAUACGAAGAAAACUUGUUAAGAGAAUAUAAAAAUGCUUCAGUAAGUCAAAUGAAGCAUAAAAUUAAAUAUCUGGAAUCUGAACUGAAAAGUAAAACUUUUCAGUUAGAUGCUGAGAAAAAAGAACUGGAAAAAUACAGACAAUUGUACCUCGAAGAGCCAGAAGAUAGAACAUCAUGGGCAAGUCAAUUACACUCGAUUAACGAGAGGCUGGUUGUGAUGAACACUAAACUUCAGAUGGCGGAAGAGUACAAGAGUUCUGUCCUCAAAACUGUUCCUACAAGGCCUGCUGAAAAAUUUCAUGAUAGCUCAGAGCACAAAUGGACUCUCACUCAAAGUACAAACUUCAGGAUUUUUUCAGAACCUUCAACUAGCAUGCACAAGAAGUUGGAAAAUAACACAGCUAGAGAAGUAAAAGAAGCUACUCCUAAACUUCAGUCUGAGUCCUACCGAACUCCUCGAGGAUCUUCAAAAGAGUCAAGAUUAAUUGACGAUAUGCUUUUGAACGCAUGUAAAGAAUAUGAGGAGGUUUUGAAGAGAAAGUAUCUGUUAUACGAUGUUACAGAGGAACAGUAAACAUUUACCUGCUGGGCUGCUUGGGUAACAUUUUAGUUAUUUCUCUUUAAGUAAGAUAUAGACAAUGUUUAUUAAAGGAAAAUAUUUUUGUAUUAUAUGUGCAUGAUUAAAACUCAUGCACAUAUAAUGUGGUAUUUUAAGCCACAUUUCUCUGCAUCUCAUUAACUUGUAAGCCGAUUUUGGGAAUAAAACCCAGCACUUUGGGGUAUUACAUACUCAAACUGAGCCCGGAUGCCAGCUGUUUAAACAACACCCAACCACCCACCAAACUUCUCAUUGAUAUUGAGCAGUGUUGAUUGAUAGCUUUUUUGAAUUUUCCACUGUUAAUCACUGUAUAUAGACCUGAAGAUUUAAACGGACAGCAUUCGGAUCUGGUGUGGCUGCUGUCAGCGUUCUGAUGGAUCACAACAAUCAUUACAGUGCCAUCAAACUUUCUAUAUGCUGCCUUAAACACUGAUUCACAGCUAUUUCCUCAAGGAGAAAUGAAAUCUACCUCAGGCUUUUCAUCUUCUCUAUUUAUUUAAUUACUUUUUGGAAACAGUCUUAAAAUUAGAGACAAGUUCUGAGCACCAGACUCAAGUGGACAUUGUCACAAAACUGUCACAUCUUCCAUUCAUUCUCCUAAGGCACUAUUUAUCUUUCCUAAGUGUCACUUGUUCUACCAUUAGCACCUUUUCUCUCCCCUCUCACCAAGAAGUCAUUUGUUUUUCAAAAAAUGCCUUUCUCCUUUUCCUGUCACUUAUUAAAUUGUAUAUAAGCCUCCAAUUCUAGCCACCCCUCCCAAUCACAUUUCUUUGUAAACUCUUGCAUGUAUUCAUAUGUAAUUUUUUUCUCACAGUAAUUGGCUUUAGUCAAUUUAAUUUGCAGUCUCCCAAUCACUGAACCUAAGAGAGUAAAGGAAAUAUUCUCCUUCUCAACAAUUUCCAAGAGCUAAAAUUUUAAUAACUCCUACUUACAUCCUUUAUUCCCUUUUCUGUCCUUGCAGUGUACUUACUUGGCAAAACUCCCAAUGACACAACUGACUGAUUAUCAUUCUUCCCCCUUAAGUUCCCCCAGGCAUCUAAGUGCUGCUGAAGACAACCACACACUGCCCAGUGUU
Messenger RNA from Camelus dromedarius (Arabian camel), 4625 nucleotides. Its product is annotated as ankyrin repeat domain-containing protein 26-like. The transcript is spliced from 18 exons. NCBI's taxonomy places the organism in Eukaryota, Metazoa, Chordata, Mammalia, Artiodactyla, Camelidae. The coding region runs from base 119 to 3526 and encodes 1135 amino acids. The record is from RefSeq and is a predicted model, not a curated record.